AUGAACAGGGACAAGCACUCUGUGGUGUCUGAAUUUGUGUUGCUGGGACUCUCCAAUUCUUGGGAGAUUCAGAUUUUUCUUUUUUGCUUUUCUUGUCUUUUCUAUGUGUCCGGUGUGAUGGCAAACCUCAUUGUAGUGGUCACCAUAACCUCUGACCCUUACUUGCACUCCCCCUUGUAUAUUUUGCUGGCCAACCUCUCCAUCAUUGACCUGAUAUUUUGCUCCAUUGCGGCACCCAAGAUGAUCUGUGAUAUUUUCAGGAAACAGAAAGUCAUUUCCUUUGGGGGCUGUGUAGCUCAGAUCUUCUUUAGCCAUGCUGUUGGGGGCACUGAGAUGGUGCUGCUCAUAGCCAUGGCCUUUGACAGAUAUGUUGCCAUAUGUAAGCCCCUUCACUACCUGACCAUCAUGAAUCCAAGAAUGUGCAUUUUGAUUCUAGUGGCUGCCUGGGCCAUUGGUCUCAUUCACUCAUUGGUCCAAUUGGCUUUUGUAGUAAACUUGCCCUUCUGUGGCCCUAAUGUGUUGGACAGCUUUUACUGUGACAUACCUCAGCUCAUCAAACUUGCUUGCACAAAUACCUAUAAACUGGAGUUCAUGGUUACUGCUAAUAGUGGGUUCAUUUCCUUGAGUGCUUUCUUCUUGCUCAUCCUCUCUUACAUCUUCAUUCUGGUCACUCUUCAGAAACACUCCUCAGGAGGCUCAUCCAAGGCUCUCUCUACUCUGUCAGCUCAUAUUACUGUUGUGGUUUUAUUCUUUGGACCGCUGAUUUUUUUCUAUGUAUGGCCCUCUCCUUCAACACAUCAGGAUAAAUUUCUAGCCAUAUUUGAUGCAAUUUUCACUCCUUUUCUGAAUCCAAUCAUCUACACAUUCAGGAACAGGGAAAUGAAGAUUGCGAUAAGGAGAGUGUUCGGUCAAUUUAUGGGUUUUAGAAAAACUACUUAA
Messenger RNA from Macaca mulatta (Rhesus monkey), 939 nucleotides. Its product is annotated as olfactory receptor 4F15-like. Gene Ontology annotation, biological process: G protein-coupled receptor signaling pathway. The record is from RefSeq and is a predicted model, not a curated record. Gene Ontology annotation, cellular component: membrane. Gene Ontology annotation, molecular function: G protein-coupled receptor activity; olfactory receptor activity. NCBI's taxonomy places the organism in Eukaryota, Metazoa, Chordata, Mammalia, Primates, Cercopithecidae.